AUGUUUGAAAAAGGUAGAUGCUAUCGUACAAUUAAUAAUCAUAGGUCAGCAAUUUCUGCCUAUCAUAAGAGUGUUGAUGGACAGAAAGUCGGGCAACACGAGUUGGUUUGUCAGGUGUUGAAUGCAUGUUUUAAUGCCAGACCACCACAACCAAAGUACGCUAUGAUGUGGGAUGUUGAUGUAGUGCUUACUUAUAUAUGCUCUUUGCGGUGUAACAGUAAUUUGUCAGACAAACAACUGACAUCUAAAGUAAGCAUGUUAUUGGCCCUUGCAUCAGCAGGUCGUUCAUCUGAGCUUCGAGCUCUUGAUCUGAGAUUCAUGACAAUGACUGACAGCAGCAUUAUUUUUGAGCUUGGUCGACUAACAAAGUCACGGAGAAAAGGGCAAAAACCAAUCAAGCUGAUAUUUAAUUCCUGCCAGUCGGACCCUUUGUUAUGUGUAGUGUCAGUCAUUACCUCAUAUGUGGAUCGUACAAAAAGGUGGCGUUCUGUAUUAGCUCAGACCCAGUUAUUGCUAAGCUUUGUUGAGCCCCAUAAGGAGGUGGUGCCUUGUACAAUUGCAGGCUGGUUG
This is a messenger RNA of Paramuricea clavata, 570 nucleotides long. The record is from the annotation of a GenBank genome assembly. Lineage: Eukaryota; Metazoa; Cnidaria; Anthozoa; Malacalcyonacea; Plexauridae.